GGCGGGAGAGCCGCCGCGCAAGCACGCUGGGGUUUUCUGCCUUGUCCUGCCAGGCGAGAGAAGCAUUUGGGGAACUGGCUGGCGAGAGGCGUGUCUGCUGCAGCAGCCUCUUCCUCCGCCCAGCCGGGUUCUUUUACCUGGAGCCUCCUUUUGCCAGCUCUCUUGGUAUUUGGGACAUUCCAAGACCUGCUUCCCACUGUUCCAUUCUCCGUCAUCAUCUGUGGAACCAAGUUAUGUCCACUGCUGCUUUAAUAAAUCUGGUUAGAACCGGAGGCCACCAAGCGAGGAGAGCACUGCUAACGUCCCGUAUUUUGCAAGACGACAAAUGCCUGGCUGUUGUGUGCCAGAGUUCGACAAGUGAACGCAGAACCUCCCGUUUUGACCUGGAUGGUAGCGGCCGUCCUGCCACUUGGGACUCAUUUGGUAUCUGGGACAACCGCAUUGAUGAGCCCAUCCUUCUACCGCCAAGCAUAAAAUAUGGAAAGCCGAUCCCGAAGAUCAGCUUGUCAAAUGUGGGCUGUGCCAGCCAUAUUGGGAAAAGAAAAGAAAAUGAAGACCGCUUUGAUUAUGCUCAGCUGACUGAUGAUCUCCUGUACUUUGCAGUUUAUGAUGGGCAUGGUGGGGUGGCGGUAGCUGACUUCUGCAAUAAGUACAUGCAAAAAUAUAUUAGAGAAUUUCUUGCUGAGGAGAAGAAUAUGGAAUUAGUAUUGAUGAGAGCUUUUUUAGAAAUAGACAAAGCAUAUCAGAGACAUGCUGAACUGUCUGCCAAUGCUACCUUGCUGACUGCUGGGACCACAGCAACUGUGGCUCUGUUGCGCGAUGGGAUCGAGCUAGUUGUGGCUAGUGUUGGCGAUAGCCGUGCACUUUUAUGUCGCAAGGGGAAAGCCAUGAAGUUGACCAUUGAUCAUACACCUGAAAGGAAGGAUGAGAAAGAAAGAAUCAAGAAAUGUGGUGGUUUUGUAGCCUGGAACAGCUUGGGACAGCCUCAUGUGAAUGGCAGGCUGGCAAUGACCCGCAGCAUAGGAGACUUGGAUCUUAAGAACUAUGGUGUGAUAGCAGAGCCAGAGACGAAACGGAUUCAGUUGCACCAUGCGAGUGACAGCUUCUUGGUCCUUACAACAGACGGUAUCAACUUCAUGGUGAACAGCCAAGAGAUCUGUGACUUUGUUAACCAGUGUCAUGAUCCCUCUGAAGCAGCUCAUGUAGUAACUGAACAGGCCAUACAGUAUGGGACAGAAGAUAACAGUACUGCUAUUGUUGUUCCAUUUGGAGCGUGGGGCAAAUACAAAAAUUCUGAGGUCAGCUUCUCAUUUAGCCGGAGCUUUGCCUCAAGUGGACGAUGGGCAUGAGGCUUUCUGCAGGAAAGUACUGAAUGCGAUGUUCUCUAGGGCCUUGCCAAACAGAAAGGAGAUAUGUAGAUCGAUGUAACUAUCUUGUCCAUCUCUUUUCGUGCAGCUAGUGAUUUCUGUCUGGGGUGCAAACUGCUAAUUGUUGCCUCUUAACAAACAUGUUUGCUACUGCUUACUUCAAACCAGUGAUUUCCAUUUCCUCCUGUUUUUGCAGAGCUACAGUUGGCUAGCAUCUUUGUAGGGAUUUUGUACCAAGAGUUUUAUACAACACUUGGUACUUUAUUGGGAGCUGAGGACAUAUGUCAGAGGGGGAAAGGCCCUCAGUGUUCACAGUAUUGCAAAGAGAAACACAUGCUAAAAGAGAAGAUAGGUGCCAUUUCUCUCUCUCUUAGUGUUUUCUUCCUUGAUUUAAAAGAAGUAGAGGGAAUCAAACAACUGGAAGAUUAAAAGUCUGCAUCAAUGACAAUCCAUUUCUGGUAACAGUUAACCUCUCAAGUUUUUGGCUAACCCAGCACUGAUUUUGAGGUAGACCAACUUUGAAGAGAAAUAUCUUCUUUGAGCUGAAUAUGGCACCUGAGACUGCUGUGCGCACAACACUAAUACGGGGGACCAGAUAUCGUGCCUUCAGUAGGUUGAAUGCUAUAUACAUUAUUUGUGUUGAUUUAGCCUUCUUGAAACAUAUUAGUACUGCAAAAUAGUUCACUUUCAAAACAUUCUGUAAAGUGUUAAAAUCAAUUUUGUUCAGUUUGAUUUUAUAUUUUCACUCUUGAUUUCAGGAGUAUAGAAGAACUCUGUCCUAGAUGCACAAUGUUAACUGGGAUAGUUAUUGAUGGGGCAGAAGGAGAAGGACAUAAGUUUUCAAACAAUUGUAGUUUUCAUUUUGUUUUUGAAUUGGUAAUAACGUGAAGUUACCCAAUUGCUUUUCUUAUCAACUGGUGUUGGAAAGGGAACAAAGCAGUUUAUUCAAAGUUGCUUCUAAUUUUCACCUGAAGUUAAAUUUUGGAGGGAAGCAAAAAGUGCCAACAAAACUAGUACCAUUUUUUCCUGGGGGUUCUCAAUAUUGGAACCUAGGUAUGAAGGGAACAAUCUGUAACUGGAAUUUCUUGGUAGGACACCAAUAAUUUAAAUGUUAGCAACAUUUCCACAGGUUAGGAACAUAAUGUGUUAUGCUGUGGGGACCAUUGCAUUUCUCUAGAUGCCAUAAGCAGAUUAUGAUGACUUCUGAGCCACCAUAUGGGAAGCAUCUGCUUUUCCAUUCCUGUACAAAUAUUUCACGUGUUUCCCUGGAGUAUAAAAACUAAGUAAAAUGAACUACUAUAUCAAGUUACAUUGCUCCCAGGUGUAACAGUGCUGAGCCUUUCAAGUGGAUCCUGAUCUCAAUGUGAACUGUGGAUUGCUGCUGUUUAAUGCCUGGGCUCCUUGGGCCAGACCUUCAUGUAAAUAAUUCCAGCUUUGCUCAUGGAACAUCCUUUGGAUGUGUACCCUUCUUCUUACAAAAGACAUGAAGUGUUUUGCAAACAGACAGUGCCCUGGUAUUGCACUGUUACUCAAUGUGUAUUUUUCAUGUUUGUAUAAUAUCUUCUCCUUUCCUCUUUAUAAAUAAAUAGUAUGUUUAAAGUGUAUAUGUACAUAUCUAUCGUGUCAAGUAGUGCACUCCUUUGGCACAUAAUGAGGAUAACUGAUUACCUACAACCAGCCAGGAAGCAUUGCCCCCGCCCCCUUUCAGCUAUCUUCAUUUACUCUGUUGAUCUUGUUGCAUACCCAGAUCUAUCGGUUAUGUAAUAUUACCCAUCAAAGUCACUGUAUGAUCCACAAUUGUCUGAGAUUGCUUUGUGGAAUUGGUGAACUAGAGGGUGAGAGGAUGCUAAUGCUAUGGAACAAUAAUUGGGAAAGGUUUCACAGAUGGACCCAUUGUACUUGUGGCUCAGUAUCCGAAAUAGUUGAAAAUUUGGCGUAGGCUUAACUACAGUUUGGAAAAACGUGUUUUCCUAAGCAGAACUUGGAAAAAACUACUGGCCAUUUUGAAGGAAAUUCUGGUUGUAGCCUCGCAAGUUCUUACCCUAACCAAAAUCUUUUCACUGCCAUCACAGAAAGUUUUUCCAGUUAACUGGUAAUUAGUCACAGGUUAAACUAUCAGCAACAUUUAGUAAAUAACGUCUAGAUUUAAUUCUUAAUGCCAGAGGCCAGAAAGCCAUUGAGAGGGUAUUUCUUGGUAGCUAAACUCCCUAGAAGCUAAAUUCAGAAUUUUACCUCUGUUAGAUUAAAAUCAAUUUUGUUCCACCAUGUGCCAGAAGAACUUCCUGCAUUUUUGCACAAUCCAUCCAUAUUUUUAAAGAAGUGCAUGAUAACUCUUGAAGGUGAAAGACUUGCUUAACCAAAAUGGUUAGAGAAUCCAGAACAAACUGAAUACUUUGAAGAUAAUGUGGACUCUCUCUCGCUCUUCGAAGAGAGGACAGGGAAAGCAUCAACAUUUAAAAACUCUUCUACUUCUAAAACUAAAACUUUGAAAUGGUAGGCCUGAAUGUAUCCUGGAGUUUGGAAAAGUGCAAGGAGGAUGUUUAAAAAUUUUUUUUUGCCCCACUGGGUUUUCACACAAUGUUAUCCUCUUGAAUGUAAGGCAGAAAGAGACUUCCCUUUGGUGACCACAGGGUUCUGAAGCAUCAAUGAUUGUUGAAUGACAAUUUCUCUGCUUGGAUGUGUGAAGUGCUUUGACAGCUUCACACAUUAUAACAAUUGUAAAAGUACUGAAGUGCACUUGUUUAUCCGUUGUAUUGCAGAAUUGCCUUAGGAAUAAUGUUUAAAAAUGCAGUGUUCAUUAUCCUCUGGGAGACCCAGUUUAUUGGAGACUCCAAGCGCUGGUACUAUCUGCUGAAUAUCUAUGUAAGCUAGUUGUGAAUAAGAAUAAAAGUUUCUACAUUGUAUACUUAUGAAAAAACAUAGUGAAUCCCCAUCCUAAUGGCUUUCCUCUUGUUUGGUGAUAAAAACCCUACUUUGAGAAGCCAAGGCAUGGCUGGCUUGCCUUUAUACAUUUAAAAGGACAUUGAUGAUGUCUGAGUUGUCAUUGUGCAUGUGUACAUAUAUUGAAAGAAUGUGGAUUCCCUGUGUUACUAUAGUCAAAAUUGUUGCUUUAAAAUAUGUGUUUGCGUAGAUAUAUAUAAUGGAAGCAGGUUGAAACCAGAAUAAUAUUUUAAUAAAAGGCUUGCUCCAAA
Molecule: messenger RNA, 4558 nt
Organism: Anolis carolinensis (green anole)
Lineage: Eukaryota; Metazoa; Chordata; Lepidosauria; Squamata; Anolidae
Gene: ppm1k
Product: protein phosphatase, Mg2+/Mn2+ dependent 1K
Exons: 7
Coding region: 234-1349 (371 amino acids)
Biological process (GO): peptidyl-threonine dephosphorylation
Cellular component (GO): mitochondrion; cytosol; nucleus
Molecular function (GO): protein serine/threonine phosphatase activity; cation binding
Source: RefSeq, a predicted model, not a curated record